Messenger RNA from Lates calcarifer (barramundi perch), 4056 nucleotides. RefSeq names its product CARD- and ANK-containing Inflammasome Adaptor Protein (gene caiap). Gene Ontology annotation, molecular function: transcription cis-regulatory region binding; protein binding. Gene Ontology annotation, biological process: regulation of apoptotic process; positive regulation of transcription by RNA polymerase II. The transcript has 4 exons. NCBI's taxonomy places the organism in Eukaryota, Metazoa, Chordata, Actinopteri, Centropomidae. The coding region runs from base 1222 to 3552 and encodes 776 amino acids. The record is from RefSeq and is a predicted model, not a curated record. Gene Ontology annotation, cellular component: nucleus.
CUCUGUAAUCUCUGCAUUAUAAGGUGAGUCCUGAGAAGUUAUCCCGUAGGAGAGGCUGGAUAUACUCUCCAAGGGCAAAUCAGUGUGAAAAUUUCAACGGCAACAAAACGAAGUCUACUGGAUGUUCUAAAAGAUGAAAGACCAAAUGUAUAUAUAACAAUUAUAUAGAGAUGAAGAGAGACACUACUCGCACUGAAAAUCGUAAAUCUCAUCUUAUAGCCUAUUAAGAUAACUAAAGUCCGAUAGCACAAGGCACUUAAAGUAACGUACAUUUACUAUUUGUUGCUAGUUUAUAAUUCUAUUUCUUCACAUUUCAGGGGGAAAUUGCACUUUAACUCACUAUCUAACAGUUAUAGUGACUAGUUACUUUGCAGAUUUAGAAUAUAGAAAAAUAAAUCCUGAUAUGAUAACGUAACACUGACACCGACUGACCAUUCUGCUGCAGAGUAACAACUUUUUUUUUCUAUUUUUACUUCUUUUUUUUUUAAAAUUUGUUAGUAAGAUUUUGAAUGCAGGACUUUGACUUGUAAUAGAAUAUUUUUAAAGAGUGGUUUUGUAUUGCUUGUAUUGCCUUACUGAUCUGAAUACACACGCCACCACUUCUCUCUGCAUGUGGCACAUUUGAAACAAAAAUAAUUUUAGAGGUAAAUGUUUGGUAUAAAAUGUGCCCAAGAUGAUCAAAAUUAGGUUGUAAUUAUUUGAUAUCUCACUGUCUUCUGAAAUCCAGGCUAGGUGUGACAUGUAGAGACUGAGCAGAAUGGGGUUACCCAUGAUGAAGUGCAUCACCUCUGCACCCACACAUGCUCAGUCAUGCACACACAUGCCUGUUCUCUCUCUCUCUCUCUCUCUCUCUCUCUCUCUCUCUCUCUCUCUCUCUCUCACACACACACACACACACACAGAGUUAUCUUCAAACUCUUGAAAACUGUAUGAUUAUUAGUAUUUCAUUUACAAACGAUAAUAACAUUGUAUGAGGUCUGUAAUAACUACCAUGCUGCAUCUGAAAACUAACAAUGUUAUUUGGUCUCGAUAAUCUCACAAAGGGCAGGUUGAGCCAGACAGAUCUGCAGAGUGAAUGGUUUCUGUCUGUAUGUAGUUGCUAGGAUGAGGUAUUUCACUUAGCAAUAAGGUAGAAAACACACACAUACACACACAGCCAGAACCACAAGCUAUAACAAUGACUUGCUAAGUACGAACAGCUUUAGUUUCCUACUAUUUAUAAUGUUCAGUAUACUCAAAGGUUUUGAUGCUCAAGCAGCAUCAAACUGUAUCAACCCAUAUGCUGUGGAUGUGAUCCGGACAAAGAGAAGGGACCUGGUUUAUGGGAUCUCACAUACUGAGGAUCUGCUGGAUCUACUCGUCACAGAGGGGGUCAUGACAGCAGCCAAGAGAUCCAUCGUUUUGACCAUCAGGACUCGCAAAGAUCAGAAUUCCAGAAUCCUGGACAUCCUGGAAGCCAGAGGUGAGAGGGCAUGUCGGAAGUUUUUCUAUCCAUGUCUCAGGUUGGUAGAGCCUGACCUUUAUCAGCAAAUCAAAACCUAUGUGGGGAGUGUGAACGAACAUAUUAGAGACACAAGGAGACAGCUGAUUGGAUAUUUGUUGGAGAGGGAAAAGGAGGGAACAGUGGGAACAGUCGCCCAGACUCAUAAGAAGACUCGUAGGUCAUUUACCAUUGAAGAAACUAAAAGAUUAGGCCCUGAGAUUGAGGAAAGCAGCCCUGCACCACUUGAAAAAUUAGGGGAUAAAGCAGCACAACAUAAAGUAGAUAACCUCAUUCAUAUGAUUACUACAGAUGGUGAGCAGGUCCUGCUGGAGGACCUGUUAGACAACACUAAUAUUAACACUGUCAGCUCCUCCAAUGAGUCUCUGUUACACGUAGCUGCUGAGCAUGGCCAUCUAUCCAUCAUUGAGCUCUUGAUCCGUAAAGGAGCCAGGCUGGACUCACAGGAUAAUAAUGGUCACACAGCUCUUCACAGAGCAGCCAGAAGGGGUCACACUGAAAUAGUCAGGGGCCUCAUAAAGGCUGGGGCCCCCAUGUACACUCUGGAUCUCCAUGACAAAACUCCCAUUCACCUGGCAGCAGAAAAUGCGCACCUGGAUGUUGUGAAAGUGCUGGCUAAGGAGGAGGCCACGCAGUCUGAGAGCCAGACACAGGACACCUUUCUCCACAGGGCAGCUAUGGAAGACAACUGGAGGCUGGCUGAGUUGCUGCUGCAGAGCGGGGCUGCUGUUGAUGCCAGAAACAACAAUCAAAAAACUGCUCUGUUUUAUGCAGUUGCCAGGAGCAACGAGAAAACUGUGACAGUCCUUCUAGACGCAGGAGCUAAAGUUGACAAUGACGUUAUAAAUGAGGCCAUUAAGCUCAGUCAACAAUCAAUUCUUCGACUGCUGCUUGCUAAUGCCAGAGGAGCUCUAAGUGAGGAAGCACUGGGCUCCACUCUCUUCUCAGCUGUUAGACAGAACCAGGAUGGAGUAGUGACUGCUCUAACAGACAGCGGAGUAAAUGUGAACGUGUGUGACAAACAGGGAUACACGCCUCUCCUGUUGUCGGCUGAGCUGGGACACACUGAGGUUUUCAGAGUGCUUGUAGAAAAACUGGCCAAACUGGGUGCUACUUUAUCCAACCUCUCCUCAGUCUUGCACCUAGCUGUUCAAGGUGGCAGUGUUCCCAUAGUACAGACACUGCUGGAAAAGGGAUUAGACCCCAACAUAACUGGACCUAAAACCCAAACCCCCUUACACCUGGCCGCUCAGUGUAAUAGAUCAGACUUAGUCAGUCUGUUGUUAAAAGCUGGAGCACAGGUAAACGCAGUAGCUGAGGAUGGACUGACCCCUCUGCAUUUAGCCAGUCAGCAGGGCCACGCAGACACAGUGAUCCAGCUUCUUCAAGACAAGGCAGAUCCAGGAAUCAAAGACAAACUGGGAAGGACAGCCCUGCACUGGGCAGCCUCUUCCCAUGGAGAGACCAGUGUGGUGGACUUGCUGCUGUCAGCCAAAGCCAAUCCAAACACCACUGACAAUGAGAAAAAAACUGCACUCCACCUGGCUGCUAUGGAGGGGAAGUUAGAUAUUGUGACGUCAUUGCUGUCCCACAAGGCAAAGGGAGGGGCUAAAGAUAUGGAUGGCUCCACGCCUCUGCAUUAUGCAGCAGCUGGUGGGCAUGCCGGUGUGGUUUCAGCUCUUCUACAGUCGCUUCACAAUAAGGGGCUAGAGGAGAGGAACACAUGGAGGAAAACACCGCUCCAUGCCGCAGCGGAAAAGGGCCACGACAGCGUGGCUGUGCUGCUGCUGGAGGCCGGGGCAAAGAUCAACACUACAGAUCACAGUAAAGACACUCCUCUGCACUGUGCUGCCCGAGGUGGACACCUGGAGGUAGUUGGGAGGCUUGUAAACUGGGGUCAGGGUGCACACUUGGGACAGAAGAAGAAGGUGAAUCUGCAGGCUACAAAUAAUGUGGGGAAGACACCACUGCAGGUGGCAGAGAGUGGAGACACACCAGAACAUGAGAACAUUGCCACUUUACUCAAGAGAAAAAUGUUUCUCAUCAAGUGAAGGGAGAGACGUUAAGAGAGAAAAUGACAGGAACUGAGAAGUCAGUGAAUUUUCUCUCUAUGUCAGUAUCACACUCGGAUAUUUCAAUUCAGAAAUGCAUCUUAAAAUAAAUUUUCCGAAAAUCUCACAGCAAAAGAAAUAAUCAGUAUCUGUAUUUUACGCCCAUUGUAUUGGCUGGUUGGUCCACCACCUUGAAUCAUAAUUAAAUAUCUCAACAACUAAAGGAUGGGUUGCCGUUUAAUUUUGUACAUACUGUACAUUCAUGGUCCUCAGAUGACAAUGUAAUGAUUUGUUCCAAUACAAAUUUGGCUGCACUUAGCUAACGUUAGCCUGCUACAUACUAAACUAAGAUUAUAAACAGAAAAAAACUACACCUGCUUAACAUUGUCAUUAUGAUCAUAUUAGUUUGCUGAUGUUGGCAUUUAGUUCCAUGCACUGUUGUUCCAAAGUACAACCUUACAGUGCUGCUAGCAUGCCUGAAGACUCUUCGUCUUAGUUUAUGGU